Molecule: messenger RNA, 417 nt
Organism: Racocetra persica
Lineage: Eukaryota; Fungi; Glomeromycota; Glomeromycetes; Diversisporales; Gigasporaceae
Source: the annotation of a GenBank genome assembly
GGAUACCUUCCAUGUAAUUCUGAUCGUCGUGUAGCCACAUUAGCGCGUAAGCGCAAAGAGUAUGAAGAUAGCGUCUCCCAAGCGUAUGCAAGGGGAGUUGCUGGACUGGAUCAAACCAUAUGGCAUCAGAUUCAUAUUGAUGUUCCUCGAACAAAUCCUGGUAUUGCGCUUUACCAAUAUGAAACGACGCAACAGUCUCUGGAACGCAUUCUAUAUGUUUGGGCGAUUAGACAUCCCGCUAGUGGAUAUGUUCAAGGAAUUAAUGACAUUGUCACGCCAUUUUUUACAGUAUUCCUGUCUGCUUACAUAGACUGCGAUCCAGAAACAUACGAUCCGGGUUCGCUUCCAAAAGAAGUGUUAACUGUUAUUGAAGCAGAUAGCUUUUGGUGUUUAUCUAAAUUACUGGAUGGCAUUCAG